Molecule: messenger RNA, 1353 nt
Organism: Ipomoea nil (Japanese morning glory)
Lineage: Eukaryota; Viridiplantae; Streptophyta; Magnoliopsida; Solanales; Convolvulaceae
Product: dof zinc finger protein DOF2.1-like
Exons: 2
Coding region: 339-1247 (302 amino acids)
Biological process (GO): regulation of DNA-templated transcription
Molecular function (GO): DNA binding; DNA-binding transcription factor activity
Source: RefSeq, a predicted model, not a curated record
UGUGUGCCGGAGAGAAGUUGCCUUUAACUUGAGUUUGCUUCUUCCCUUCACCUUAGUAUCUUAUCUGCAUGUAUUAUAUAUAUAUCUUCUUUGACAUUUGGUUUGUUUUGAAUUGAAUUCAGUACCCCUUUGUUUCACACUGUCGGCCGCUACCCCUCACUCUCUCUCUCUCUAUAUAUACAUACAGUGUUUCCAGUCUCUAGCUACCAUACAAAAGCCUUUAAUUUGGUUCUGUCUGGAGAUAUAUAUAUCAUCAGUGCUGCUCUGAUCUCCCAAUUUCAAAUCUCAGAAGGAAUUUGAAUAUAUUGCUCAUAGCUGCUGCCGUAAUUGGUGCAUGGAUGGAUCCUUCUUGUGCACAGGAAAUGUCAUCACAGACGCUAGAAAGCAUGGUGGAGGCGUCGGCAAAGGCACAGCAGCAAGAGAAGAAGCCGCGGCCGGCGGAUGAGCACGCCCAGAAAUGCCCUAGAUGCGAAUCCACCAACACCAAAUUCUGUUACUACAACAACUACAGCCUCUCUCAGCCGCGCUACUUCUGCAAAUCCUGCCGGAGAUACUGGACCAAAGGCGGCACCCUCCGCAACGUCCCCGUCGGCGGCGGCUGCCGGAAAAACAGAAGGUCGUCAUCUUCCUCCUCCAAACCCAGAAUCUCAACCGGCCAACAAGAUCCCCAUCAAUCCUUGACCUCUAGCCCCGUCCUCACAACCUUCCCCUACGAAUCCCCCCACGAUCUGGGCCUCACAUUCGCGAGCUUGCAGAAACAAGCGGAUGGGAAUCUAGGGUUGGAAGACCACGACAUGGCGGCGGCGCCGAUGAUGUGUAAUCCCAAUAAUACCCUCUCUGAUGUUCUUGGAAACUACGGCGCCGCCUCAGCCACCCCACACGGCUUUCUUGAUUCCCUUAGGGGUACCGGAUUCCUCGAACCCCCAACAAACGGAUUAUUGUACCACAACAACAGCUUGCAGUACUACGGGGCUGUGGGGGAAAUGGGAAUGCCGCCGUACGAUGUUCACAUGGGUGGUGGGGUGUCCACGUCAGCUGCCGUGAAGCAAGAGAUGUAUAGUAAUGGAAGAGAUAAUAAUGAAGGUGAUGAUGACAACAGGGUAUUAUGGGGAUUUCCAUGGCAACAUGGAGGAGAAGGGAACAUGAACAUGGUUGUUGUUAAUGAUGUUGAUUCAAGCAGACAAAACAGCUGCAAUAUUGGGUUUGGUUCUUCUUGGCAUGGCCUUGUCAACAGCCCUCUCAUGUAGAGUUUCAUCAUUACAACCCCUUCAGAUCUUUCGGUUUUUGUUGCAUACUGAACUGGUAUCUGUAUCCCCGCAAAUAUUUCAGUUCAAAUCUUCGGUUUUUGUUGCA